AAGCUGUGCUAGGGAACAUUAGAAUGCUCUCUACAGACGGACACACGCAAAGGAUGUAAAAACCCGAAUGAGAUCUUCUAAUGAGCCAGCCAUUGACCAAUCAGCUGGCGUCGGCCGGAAAAACCGCUUCCGACCAAAAACUAACUCUCUCCUUGGACCCUUCAACCACCCCAUCACGCAUCCUCCCCCCAGCUCCCCAACCACAUAAUGUCGACAUGUAAACCUCUCGCGCGAAUAUGCAUCAGAAACCGGCAACCCUCUUUCCUCCCCCUCCCCCAACGCCGCCACGAAUCGACAACCCGCCGGCACAAGAAGCUGCUCAACCUGCCCGCGGCCCCAUCCUACACCCCCGACCGGUCCCAACCAACCCUCAUCUUCAACCCGCCCUCCUCCGCCCCAAGCGUCUACCACACGCCGCUGAAAUUCCUCCCCAAAGACGACCGCCGCCGCCAGCUCUACGCCGCCUUCCAAACCGCCGCCACGCAGACCGCACACCGCACCGCCUCGCCCGCCGUCGCCGCGCCCGGCACGCCGCUCAGCGCGCCGUCUUUCCUGCCGCCGCGGCCCUCGGCGGGCCUCCCGCCGCCUGUGCGAAUUCCGUACGAUAAGAAAUACCACCUCACUGAUGCGGAUAUCGUGGAGAUUCAGAGGCUGAGGAGGGAGGAUCCGGAGAGGUGGACGAGGGUGAGGCUGGCGGAGAAGUUUGGGUGCAGCCAGUUUUUUGUGGGGUUGGUGGCGAAGAAUGAGGGGAAGGCGGAGCGGGUGGAGAGUGAGCAUGAGAGGAGUAGGGCGAGGUGGGGGGUUAGGAGACGGACGGCGAGGGAGGAUAGGGGGAGGAGGAGGGAGCUUUGGGGACGGGAUGCGUAGGGAUGAUGCGUGAGGGAGUUAGAGGUGAAGGGG
This is a messenger RNA of Trematosphaeria pertusa, 900 nucleotides long. RefSeq lists its product as uncharacterized. Gene Ontology annotation, molecular function: structural constituent of ribosome. The transcript has 2 exons. Gene Ontology annotation, cellular component: mitochondrial large ribosomal subunit. Bases 208 to 867 code for a protein of 219 amino acids. Lineage: Eukaryota; Fungi; Ascomycota; Dothideomycetes; Pleosporales; Trematosphaeriaceae. The record is from RefSeq and is a predicted model, not a curated record.